AUGGUCGACUUCAUCGGGUCCUCGCCGCUGCCGUGCGUGCUCAACAACCAGCCGUUCAAGACGGCAAAGACGUACCCCGUCUACCGCGCCGACCUGCCCGCGGGCCAGUCCGAGGUGCUGCACGAGGUGCACUGCUGCUCGCCCGACGAGGCCGUCAAGGUCGUCGACUCGGCGCACGCCGCGUUUGCCAAGUGGAAGGCGACGCCCGUCGGCGCGCGCCGCGACAUCCUCAACAAGGCGGCCCAGCUGCUCUCGGAGCGCAUCCCGCAGUACGUGGCGCUGACGGUGCAGGAGACGUGCAUCCCCAAGGGCAUGGCCGGCUUCGAGCUCGCCGUGCUCGCCAUCGCCCACCUCAAGGAGGCGGCCGCGCUCAUGUCGACCGCGCUCCAGGCCACGGUGCUGCCCGACGCCGGCGACGGCUCGCGCAAGUACAUCUUCCGCGAGCCCUACGGCGUCGUCCUCGGCAUCACGCCCUGGAACGCCCCCGUCGUCCUCGCCCUCCGCUCCGUCCUGUGGGCCAUCGCCGCCGGAAACACGGCCGUCAUGAAGACGUCCGAGUUCUCCCCGCGCUGCGGCCUCAUGGUCGCCCAGACCCUCAUCGACGCUGGCCUGCCCGAGGGCGUGCUGUCCAUCAUCCACGUCGACCCCAAGGACGCCCCCGAGGUCACCGAGGCCAUCAUCGCCCACCCCGCCGUGCGCAAGGUCAACUUCACCGGCUCCACCCGCGUCGGCCGCAUCAUUGCCCAGACGGCCGCCAAGCACAUCAAGCCCGUCGUCCUCGAGCUCGGCGGCAAGGCGCCCAUGCUCGUCCUCGACGACGCCGACCUCGACCUUGUCGCCAACCACAUCCUCUUUGGCGGUUUCCUCAACACCAACCAGAUCUGCAUGUCGGUCAACAACAUCCUCGUCCCCAGGCACCUCGAGGCCCAGCUCCAGCGAAAGGUCGCAAAGCUCAUGGCCGACAACAAGGAGAUCUUCACCGCCAAGCCAGAGCAGAACCUCCAGAGCCCGCACGCCCUCCGCAACCUCUUCAACCCGGCCUCGGGCGAGCGCCUAAAGGGCCUCUACGACGACGCCAUCUCCCACGGAGCCAAGGUCGUCGCCGGCCAGCCCGCCUUUGACGGCGCCCUCGUCCAGCCCGUCGUCCUCGGCGAGGUCGACACGUCGAUGCGCAUCUUCCGCGAGGAGACCUUUGGCCCGGUCCUCUCCAUGAUCCCCUACGACUCGCUCGACGACGCCCUCGCCCUCGCCAACGGCACCGACAUGGGCCUCGCCGCCGCCGUCUACGGCAAGGACCAGGCGCGCGCAUUCGACGUCGCCAAACAGAUCGACGCCGGACAGGUGCACGUCAACCAGCAUUCGGUCCAUGACUCGCCCGAUAUGCCCCAUGGCGGAUGGAAAGAGAGCGGAUACGGACGUCUCGGCGGCGGUGUCGACGGUCUGCGCGAGUUUACGCAGAUCAAGGGCAUCACCGUCCAGGCGGGACAGCCUCUGCCCUUCGGAAUGAUGUAG
This is a messenger RNA of Pseudozyma flocculosa PF-1, 1512 nucleotides long. RefSeq lists its product as uncharacterized. The coding region runs from base 1 to 1512 and encodes 503 amino acids. The record is from RefSeq and is a predicted model, not a curated record. NCBI's taxonomy places the organism in Eukaryota, Fungi, Basidiomycota, Ustilaginomycetes, Ustilaginales, Ustilaginaceae. The transcript has a single exon. Gene Ontology annotation, molecular function: succinate-semialdehyde dehydrogenase (NAD+) activity.